AUAUGUAACGCUCAGAGCACACUUGCACUUUGUUUCCCCAAAUAUUAGGCUGAGCUUUCAGAAGUAAUCUCCCACUAGCUGCAUGGUUGUGCAACCAAAACUCGAAAUAUGGGGAUGCACAAAAUGAAGAUAGGACUUAUUUUAAUUGUAACAUGCAUCACCUUCCUCACUCCUGUCCAUCUGGCGUACCUUCCGAGCGCCACCAUCUCAGAUCUUACCUUAAAAAAUCUGGACUUUGCCAUGAACCUAUACAGAAAAAUAUCCAGCCACGAUGACAAGAAUAUAUUUUUCUCCCCUCUGAGUAUUUCCACAAGCUUUGCUGCUCUUCUAAUGGGUUCUGAUGGUGUCACACACAAGGAAAUACUGAAGGGACUCAACCUGGGGCAGCUGGAGCGGGCCGACGAGCCAGAACUCAUCCCGAGACUCUUUCAACUCCUUCAUGAGAACAUCACACAGGGUGGAUCGCUGAAACUGGAACAUGGCAUGGCUCUCUUUUUGAGCCAGAACUUUUCAGUAGAGGAAGUAUUUCAAGAUCACAUCGAGAAAUAUUUUGAAGCCGACAUCAGAAGUGUAGACUUUGCGGACUCAAAAGGGAGCAUCAGCUUCGUCAAUGAGUACAUCAAGAACAAAACCCAGGACAAAAUGACCGACAUGUUGUCCACCCUUGAUGCACUGACCAAACUCAUGUUAAUCGACACAAUUUUGUUUCAGGGAUCGUGGCGGAAGCCUUUCAACCCCAAUUUCACUUCCAAUGCACCGUUCCACGUUAACAACUAUAAUAUUGUGCAAGUACCGAUGAUGUUUUUAGAGGAUAAAUUUUACUCCAUGCACGAUGUUGCUCUUGGUGCAAAGGUGUUGAGGCUACCAUAUCGGGAAGGGGUUUCCAUGCUUAUCCUGCUGCCAAACAAAGGCGUGGACUACACUGUAAUCGAUGAUGCAAUCACUGCUAAGAGGUUCCUCAGCUGGAUCAAAGAGCUGCAAAGAUCCACUCUGGAAGUCAACUUGCCGAAGUUCAAGAUGGAGUCGUCGUAUUCGCUGCAAAAUCUUCUUCCAGAUAUGGGCAUGACCAGUAUCUUCAGCAAUACUGCCAAUUUGACGAGGCUGAGUAAGGAAGAAGGCCUCAAAGUGUCAGAGGUGGUGCACAAGGCUAUGAUAGAGGUGGACGAGACAGGAACCAUUGCUGCAGCUGCUACAACAUCUGGCAUUAUCCCGUAUUCUUUACCAAGAAUCUUCACUGUCAACAGGCCCUUUUUCUUCUUCAUAUACCAUGAAGCCACAAACUGUGUGCUGUUCAUGGGGAGGGUGAUUAACCCUAUUGAAAACCACCCGUCGUGACUGAGUUGUGUUUAACCUGUGAUGUGUUAGUCUGAUGUCUGAAGGUCAUGCUGUGGUUUUCUGUAAGCCUGCUUAAUAUGACCUCUAUAAUAAACAAUUAACAUGAUUAUG
Pungitius pungitius (ninespine stickleback) is the source of this 1446-nucleotide messenger RNA. It is a transcript of the gene serpina10b, whose product is annotated as serpin peptidase inhibitor, clade A (alpha-1 antiproteinase, antitrypsin), member 10b. The record is from RefSeq and is a predicted model, not a curated record. Gene Ontology annotation, biological process: blood coagulation. NCBI's taxonomy places the organism in Eukaryota, Metazoa, Chordata, Actinopteri, Perciformes, Gasterosteidae. The transcript has 5 exons. Bases 109 to 1335 code for a protein of 408 amino acids. Gene Ontology annotation, molecular function: serine-type endopeptidase inhibitor activity.